Molecule: messenger RNA, 913 nt
Organism: Linum tenue
Lineage: Eukaryota; Viridiplantae; Streptophyta; Magnoliopsida; Malpighiales; Linaceae
Source: the annotation of a GenBank genome assembly
CGAAAUUUCAAUUGUUUCCCGGGAAACAAAUUACGGUAUUCCGCGGCUUGAAGUUCUCUCACGAAUCGGCGUAGCUGGAAAUGAAAAUGACGGGACCGGAAGGAAAAGCUUUGAAUGGGGAAGAGAAGGAAGAGGUGAUAGCGAUUUCGACGGAUGAUGACAGCGGCGGUGACGAUGACGAGACUGUGAAGGCCUUGGAUUCCUCCGGCGGGCAAGCCGUUCAUUCAGUGGAAGACGAAGAGGAGAGCGAAAAUGAAGACGAGCAAGCCGAUGGCGUCGAAGAUGACGGUGCCGAGCAAGCGUUGAACUCCUCCGGCGAGCCAGCUAUACAGUUAGACGAAACUGAAGAUCAGGGAGACGACGACGGAGUGGAUGAGGAAGGCGAGCAUGUAGAGGAAAAUGGUGAGGUGGAUGACGACGACGGCGACGAGGAGGAGGAAGAUCCUACUGGUCCAGCAAAGCGGCAACGAUUGAGCAAGGAUGAGAUCGGAGACGACGAGGACAACGAGAGCCCACCGAAGCGAUAGAGGCCGGUGUUUGGAGCGCUAUGAGUCUGUGACCAAGUUUAACUUUGAUAGGGAGGAGGGGGUUUCCAGACUUCUCGAAUAACACUGCAUCGGAGAGAAAGAAAGACCUGUGCAAUGUGGUUUUCUUCAUUAGAUGCUUGCUUUGUAAAAUUCAGAGAUAUGCUUCCGUUGGAAGCUUUAGAUUAGUUGUUUUCGUUGAUGGACAAAGAACUAAUCUUCUCUUAUUGCAACUUGCAAGAAACAAGAACUACCCCCUGAUUAUGCUUUUAGGUUGGUAAUUGGUUUAUGGAUUUGGUAUUGUUUUCAGAUUUGAUGAUCAAUGCAUUUGACUUGCUUAUUAUUGGUCAGCUGAUGAUAAAGUUGACCAUUUGAAUCUAAUUCAUCAG